Messenger RNA from Labrus bergylta (ballan wrasse), 1086 nucleotides. It is a transcript of the gene larp6b, whose product is annotated as La ribonucleoprotein 6, translational regulator b. Gene Ontology annotation, molecular function: mRNA binding. Lineage: Eukaryota; Metazoa; Chordata; Actinopteri; Labriformes; Labridae. The record is from RefSeq and is a predicted model, not a curated record. Gene Ontology annotation, cellular component: nucleus.
AUGAGUAAUCCAACUGGAGAUUGUGCACAAUCCUCCCAAGAAGAAGACCGUGAAGGUGAGUCUCUCUGCCUGAAGAUUAAAGCCCAGUUGGAGGAUUUGUUCUCCGACAGCCACCUGGCACAGGACGGCUUCCUGCUAAAACAUGUGCAGAGGAGCAAGCAGGGCUAUGUCAGCCUAAAGCUCCUCACUUGUUUGAAAAAGAUUAAGGUCCUGACCACAGACUGGUACAUGACUCUAGCCGGAGCAGAGUACUCGGAGCUUCUGGAGGUGAAUGAUGUAUGCACCAAAGUGAGGCGGAAAAAGCCGCUUCCCACAUGGCUGCUGUGUUCCCCCACCAGCAAGCUUCUCCUUGCUUGGAACAUUUCUGAGGAGAAAACUGGAGAAGACGGAGUAGCCCGAAGCCCCGAGCACCCUUCACUCUCAGAGAGGAUCUUCAAAAAGUUCAGCACUCAUGGCACCGUUAAUUCAGUGUGGAUACUGCAUCCGGGCAAAGAGCUUCCCAAGGAGCUGCAGACCUAUGCUAAGCGGCACAAAGAGCUCGGCCUUCAUUUGUGUGCAGUAGUGAAGUUUGCACAACUGGAGGCGGUUCGUAACGCGUACAGUCUUCUUAAAGACGAGCCUGACGGGGAGGGCAUGCAUGUAGUGCCGCUGGGAUUCCUGAUGCACCACCCCACCAAAGAGGAAAACAACCACGACCAUCCUGGAGAAGAAAAUCCACUGGAAAUCUCUGAGGAGUCAGUCCAAGAAGAACCCUCUUCACCAGUGAAAGUUUCCACUGAGAGUCUAAACACAGCUCAACCCCAGGAGUCCCAGAGUAACUCCAUGCAGAAGCCCUUGGAGCUGCUAUCCAGCAGCAGGAAAGUCCAGCCCUUCUGUGGUUUAAAUCAGAGGUGCAGUAAGAUGAGCUGGUGCUCUGGAGACUAUGAUAGGGGUAAUUCCCAGAGCCCCUGGGUGCUGAGGCGCAAAUUUGCAGCCAGUGCAUUAAACCCCAAGGUGGCUGGGGACCUGAAUGAGCCGAGAUUCAUGCAAAGAGUGAUGCGUCAGCCCCUCGGUCCUGACGGAACCAAGGGCUUUCUGUUCAGAUGA